Messenger RNA from Clonostachys rhizophaga, 1515 nucleotides. NCBI's taxonomy places the organism in Eukaryota, Fungi, Ascomycota, Sordariomycetes, Hypocreales, Bionectriaceae. The record is from the annotation of a GenBank genome assembly.
AUGGCGACAGAGGACGCCAAAGACAAGGUCGAUGCGGGCUCGUUGGAGUUGGCACCCGUCGAAUCGGUCUCUAUGGGACAUACCAAUGAAUACACCGAGGAGCAGUACAAGAAACUGACAAGAAAGAUCGAUCGCUACCUUAUUCCUCUGAUGUUCUUCAUGUAUGGAAUCCAACAGACUGAUAAGACAUCUAUCAGCAUUCAGGCACUCUUUGGGAUGAAUAAGGAAUUGGGUCUUGUUGGCCAGGAGUUUCAAUGGCUGACUACAAUCUUCUACAUUACUUACCUUGUUGGAGAGUUUCCCUCGACUUGGCUUCUUCAGAAGUAUAAAAUCGGUCGAGUCCUCACACUCUAUAUGAUUGGAUGGUCUAUCUGCCUUCUGUGCAUCAGUGCGUGCAACAGCUGGUCUCAACUCAUGGCCCUGCGAGCUCUCCAGGGUUUCUUCGAAUGCAACAUCUCUCCCGGAUUCCUGCUCAUCACCGGAACCUGGUACCGAACCAAGGAACAUGCCAACCGCUCCCUGUUCUGGCAGUCAUCGCAGGGUUUCUUCACAAUUGUUUGCAACCUUAUGCUGUACGGAAUCGCGAGAUAUGUCACAGACAAGGGGUCAAUAUCUGCCUGGAGGACGAUCUCACUGUUCCUUGGCUCCUUGACCUUGGCUGGAGCAGUAUUCUGCUACUUUAUUCUCGGUUCGCCUCAGGAGGUUCGAUGGCUGAGUGAAGAAGAGAAGCAGAUGGCCAUUGCCCGAGUCGUCGAAAACCAGAUUGGCGAGGAAUCAACGAGCAAGAAGUGGAACUGGGAUCACUUCUGGGAAUGCUUCAGGGACCCCCAGGUCUAUUUCGUCUUCGCUAAUACGUUUUUGGCCUGCAUUCCAAAUGGCGGCAUCACAACCUUCAGUUCUCUUCUUUAUGAGACGUUCGGAUUCGACACCUGGGGAUCUAUGCUUUUCAGCUUGCCUCGCAAUGCUAUAUAUGUUGUGGUUUUCAUUGUUGUGGCCCUGUACCUGAGGAAGUUCCAGAACCAGCGCAUGUAUAUCAUGAUCGUGGCGUGCAUUUUGCCAUUUGCUGGACUUCUUGUCAUGUCUUUGUAUCCCAACACGCCUCAAUACAAGUGGCUUAAAUGGGGAAUGUUUGACAUCACGGUCGUUUUCUCGCUGGCCCUUUUCCUUGGAUGGAGUCUUGUCACAUCGAACAUUGCCGGUGGAACAAAGCGAACUGUCGUAUCUUCGCUGACACUUAUUGCGUACUGUAUCGGUAAUAUGGUUGGUGCACAGGUCUUCCGAACCGCGGAUGCCCCCAGGUACCUCAGCGGCACAAUUGCCUGUUCCGCCUGCUUUGGUCUCGAAGUGAUUGUUAUCAUCAUGUGGAGGCUUUGGUACGUAUAUGAGAACAGACGACGCGACCGCCUGGCUGCCGAAAGCGGUCUUUCUAAGGAGGAGCAGGAGAACGAGGGACGUUUGCUGGGAGAGCAGGAUGUGACUGACAGGAAGAACCCGUACUUCCGAUAUGCCAUGUGA